Lactuca sativa (garden lettuce) is the source of this 882-nucleotide messenger RNA. RefSeq lists its product as uncharacterized. Lineage: Eukaryota; Viridiplantae; Streptophyta; Magnoliopsida; Asterales; Asteraceae. The record is from RefSeq and is a predicted model, not a curated record.
AACAUUUGCUGCCUUGUCGGCGGACGUCCGCAUCAACGGAAGUCCUCCAGCCGCCAUGCAUGAAGUCGGCUGCCACCACCUCCAUUUCGUUCGAUAUUCCGAUCAAAUGGGGACAUCUGCUGCCCCGCCAUUAAGCGUCGCUGACCGCUACGCUAUUGUUGAUAGUUGCCAUUGCGACGCUGCUGCUGGAGAACCGCGAGAGUCGAUGAAACCCGUUGUGCCGUCGUUAUGCCAGUCGUCUGGUCCGUCGGAUGCCACCAAAUGGGUGGUUGUGUCAUGCCUUGCAUAUCAGGUGUGUGUCGAUACCGUUCUUCUAUGUCGACCACCACCGCCCAAGCAGCUGAAGGGUUGUCGUCGCUGUUGUCAUUCUCUUAUACUGCCGCCUUCACCACCCACCUCAGUGGAUGUUGGGUUUAUUUUCUGGGCAGUAGGGGGUGUGUGUGAAGUGGGUGUGUGUUUCAGCGUGUCUCGCAAGUUUGGAUGUGUCGGGUUGUUGCUGCCGGAGAAAAGUCAAGGAAGAACCACAAUGGCUGCCACCUCAAGGCCGCCAUGGAGGUUCGGGAAUCUGUCAAUCAGCAGUUGGAGCGUACCUGGGAGACUUCAGCAGUGCCAGGUAUUUCUGAUGACCGCGGGAAGGCGAAGGCGUGAUCGUACACCUCCUUAUAUUUUCAUGAUUGAUUCUGGGGAUACUCUGAUGUCUAAACUAUUUUGAAAACAAAUUGUAAUGACUUAACGGUUUUAAAUGUUUUAAAAGUUUUAAUUUGGCUCAAAUUUUAUGGGUGUUACAAUGGUAUUUUAAACUUUCGAUGGCGAACGAUAGUGUAUUCUAGCAAAAUAUAUUUUAUGUAUAAACAUUAUAAAGCAUAGAAUGUAUACAUGUAU